CCCAAAUAUGUGUCAUUUAAAGAAAACUGGUAAUAUAUAAUAAUGAAAUUACACCAACACCCUUGAAAUUAAUUAUUGCCAUCCCCAAUUUUAAAACCCUAAUCGCACACAACAGCCCAACUGUAUAUUCCCUGCACGGAAUCAGGUACACUCCUCGAAUAUAAAGGCAAGUAGCAAAUGGCUGACCAGAAGCAGCAACCCACCAAGGUCAACCAGCUACGCCCUUCAGAUACUGGGCUCAAUUUAACUGUAAAAGUUGUAGAUGCAAAGAGUGUGGUGCAGAGAGGCCGGACUCAAGGGAGAUUUGCUGAAUGUUUAGUCGGAGAUGAGACGGGAAUGAUCAUUUUUUCAGCAAGAAAUGACCAAGUUGACCUGGCGAAAGAGGGAAACACACUUCAACUCACAAAUGCAAAAGUUGACAUGUUCAAGGGGUCGAUGAGGCUCGCUGUUGAUCGAUCUGGCCAUGUUGAAGUUGUUGAUCCUGCAACCUUCUCUGUGGAUGAAAGCAGCAACCUAUCCUUGAUCGAAUUUGAACGCAUCCACUGUGUUGUCUGAACAGUUGACUAUCAAGGAUUUUUAGCAAUUUAUGUUGUGGUGACUCUUCAUCAACUUUCAUUAUCUUUUUACUUAAACGAGCUUGUACGAAAUUUGCAAUCUCUGGGCAGUAUAUAAGUCUUGUUACGUUCAGGAUUUA
This is a messenger RNA of Andrographis paniculata, 694 nucleotides long. RefSeq lists its product as uncharacterized. The coding region runs from base 178 to 555 and encodes 125 amino acids. The transcript is spliced from 3 exons. Lineage: Eukaryota; Viridiplantae; Streptophyta; Magnoliopsida; Lamiales; Acanthaceae. The record is from RefSeq and is a predicted model, not a curated record.